Molecule: messenger RNA, 2153 nt
Organism: Clupea harengus (Atlantic herring)
Lineage: Eukaryota; Metazoa; Chordata; Actinopteri; Clupeiformes; Clupeidae
Gene: katnal1
Product: katanin p60 subunit A like 1
Biological process (GO): microtubule severing
Cellular component (GO): microtubule cytoskeleton
Molecular function (GO): microtubule binding; microtubule severing ATPase activity; ATP binding
Source: RefSeq, a predicted model, not a curated record
CACCCUCCUCUUCCUCUCAUGCCACGCCUCCUCCGCUUCCUUUCCGCGGCCAUGGUAACACCACCACGCAAGGGACAACAGAAAAGUAAAGUUAUAUUGUCUCGCUGAGUUAAGCCAUGGCGGAGUUGGCAGAGAUCUAUGACAACGCUAAAAAAGGUCGAGAGUAUGCUCUUCUCGGGAACUAUGAUUCAUCCAUGGUCUACUAUCAAGGUGUGAUGCAACAAAUCGAGAAAUACUGUCAGUCUCAGAGGGAUCCAUCACUCAAGGCCAAAUGGCAGCAGGUACGCCUGGAAUUAGAGGAGGAGUACAGGUACGUGAAGAGUAUCGUCAACACAUUGGAAAGUUUUAAGGUGGACAAGCCAGUGGACUGUCCUAACUUCCUGCUAGAGGAAGCUCCCCAGGAUCCAGCAGUAUGGCCGCCCCCUACUCCGGCAGAACACAGAGCCCCAAGCCAGGUGAAGCGUCCCAAUAGUGGAGCAAAGCCCCAGAGGAAGGACUCCCCAGCAAUGCAGCAUAAGGGACCAGUAGUCAGAGGGCAAGUGAACCCCAAAAUGGACAAAUCACCCCGCAAUGGACGUGUCACAAAGGCCAAAGAUGAAAAGGGCAAAAAGAGUGGCCCAGAAGGGGGAGGUGAUGGAGAGCAGAAGAAGUUUGAUGGCACAGGCUAUGACAGUGACCUGGUGGAUGCCCUCGAGAGAGACAUUGUGUCCAGGAAUCCCAACAUCGGCUGGGAUGACAUAGCUGAUCUGGAGGAUGCCAAGAAGCUGCUGAGAGAGGCAGUGGUACUGCCCAUGUGGAUGCCAGACUUCUUCAAGGGCAUUCGGCGGCCUUGGAAGGGAGUGUUGAUGGUGGGCCCUCCUGGCACAGGGAAGACUAUGCUGGCCAAAGCUGUUGCCACGGAGUGUGGCACCACGUUCUUCAACAUCUCCCCCUCCACCCUCACUUCCAAGUAUCGGGGAGAGUCAGAGAAACUGGUGCGACUGCUUUUUGACAUGGCAAGGUUCUACGCCCCCAGUACAAUCUUCAUCGAUGAGAUUGACUCGAUUUGUGGGCGACGGGGUACAUCAGAUGAGCAUGAGGCAAGUCGCCGAGUGAAGUCUGAAGUACUGGUACAGAUGGAUGGGGUUGGUGGAGCAUCGGAGAAUGAUGAUCCCUCUAAGAUGGUGAUGGUGCUGGCUGCCACCAAUUUCCCCUGGGACAUCGAUGAGGCACUGAGACGCCGGUUGGAGAAGAGGAUCUACAUCCAGCUGCCCACGGCGAAGGGCCGUGCCGAACUGCUGCGGAUCAGCCUGAGGGAGGUGGAGGUGGCGCCCGACGUCAAUCUGGCCCUGAUCGCCGAGAAGAUCCAGGGCUACUCCGGAGCUGACAUCACCAACGUCUGCAGGGAUGCGGCCAUGAUGGCUAUGCGCCGCAGGAUCCAGGGCCUGAGCCCAGAGGAGAUCCGAGCGCUCUCCAAGGAAGAGCUCCAGAUGCCCGUCACCAUGGAGGACUUUGAGCUCACGCUGAAGAAGAUCUCCAAGUCCGUCUCCUCCGCCGACCUGGAGAAGUAUGAGUCCUGGAUGGCAGAGUUCGGAUCUGUGUAGCCGGAGAGGAGGAAGAGGAGGAAGAGAAGGAGAGGGGGAAGAGUGGUGUAAGGAACACCACUGGAUGACCUAAUCAUUCCUGAGUCCUGUCGUCUUGUGUUGCCAGGGCGAAUACUUGAAACUGUUUAGUGUUCAGCAAUACUGUAGUUUGGUGUUUUAGGAGUGCACCUGGGAAAUGGCUCCAAUGUUUUAGGUCUUGUUUUGUUUUGUUUUUUAAUGUCUGAAGUGGUACAAACCCAUUUUUGUGAGCCCCCUUUACUUAUAAAGCACUAGUGCUGGUGUUGCACUGACUGAAAAUAGUGUGAAGGGCUGUGAGAGAAUGUUGAAGAGAAUGUGCGUGUGCAGUCUACUUUGUGUCAUGUUACCAAUUUGCAGCAUGUCAUCCUCAUGUAAAGGACCUGCUUUGGUAAUGUUGAGUGUGUGUGUGUGUGUGUGUGUGUGUGUGUGUGUGUGUGUGUGUGCGCGUGUGUGUGUGUUGAAUGUAAUGAAUGUACAGGGGAAAAGUGCUGAUUCGAAAGUGUUCAGGUACGCAACAGUUUUACUAAAUUUGUCAUUAAAAUGUUGAUAAUC